Molecule: messenger RNA, 1903 nt
Organism: Mizuhopecten yessoensis (Yesso scallop)
Lineage: Eukaryota; Metazoa; Mollusca; Bivalvia; Pectinida; Pectinidae
Product: coiled-coil domain-containing protein 42 homolog
Exons: 9
Coding region: 132-1070 (312 amino acids)
Source: RefSeq, a predicted model, not a curated record
GCCGUCCCCUAGCAACAUCGUCGUAGUUUACAAAUGGCGGGUUUGGUUUGACAGGAAACGAAAGGGGAAAAGGAAGGAGAUUUAUAUCGAUAUCAUUUAAUGUUGUGUGCACCCUAAGGGAACCAUCCAAGAUGAAUGUCAAUCUUGGAGAAUAUUUCCGGACAACUUUCGAGGAUAAACUCCUCGUAAAGAUGCCGGAAAGAGAAGAUGACCACCUCACACCUGCUACUCGCCUCCUUGAGAAAAGGAGAGAAAUGGCAGAAGUGGAACAAGCUCUUGCAGCACAAAAAGAGGAGUUCCAAAUGAAAAUGGAAAGUUUACAGCAGCGAAGAGAAGAAUUAGAAAGAAAAGAAUACCAGUUAAAAGAAUCGUUAUUGAAAUUUGACCAUUUCCUAAAGGAUAACGACUCCAAACGGGCACGAGCACUUAAAAAGGCGGAGGAUGAACGAGACUCCAAAAAACAGAAAGACAAAGAAAUAGACAAACUGAGAGACGAGAAAGGUACCUUGUUAAAAGAAAAAGAAAAACUUCAAACUAAGCUAGAAAAAUACACAGUAUUCCACAAAUACAUGGAGAAGACUUUGGAGGCUGGUGAGGAGUUCCACGAAAUGAGAGACAUUAUUGCCAGACACGAUACUUUGGUGGCCACCCAUGGAGACUUGAUGGAUCGAGAAAACCAGAAUCAAUCUGUGAUUGAACAGCAGAGACAGAACCUGAUGAAAUACACAGAGGAAAAAGACAACCAGAUUCUUUCAUUCAAUAAUCUCCUCUCUGGCCUACAAACCCGAUUGGACGAUGCUCAAAGUGAGGCUGUGUUCUGGGAGUCCAAGUGGACCCAUAUAAAAAAUACGGCUGCUAAGAAAACCUUGGAACUUGGUAGAAUCAAAAUGGCUGCACACAAUUUAUACCAGCUGGUGAAGAGACAUCAGAAACAAUCGGGUACAGAAGACGACACGGCAGAACAGCUGCAUCAGAUCCGAAUGUUCAUACAAGAUCUUACAAUCAUCACCAACGAGAUUCGUCGGAUGGAGUUGUCUGGCGCCUCCAUCGCUCCACCGUCCUCCAGUUAAACUCUACCUCUGCUGGCUGUCUAGUAUCCAAACACUUUAUCGCAUUCCUGUAUUGGAGCAGUUUUGCCUUGAAUCCUAUGGAAGUCUAUUCACAUCUUGUCUGGAUUUCUUCAAAGAAAUACACAACAAAUUCUCACAAAAUUUGCUAUAUUUCAAUUUAAGUUUUCAUUUUUUGGUAAAGUUGUCAGUGGUGUUUUUUCUUUGUUUCAAAAUUAUACCGUUAACACUUGAAAAAAGUAAAUAAGGUGCCGCCCAUCUUUCAAUUAUGGACCGUACAUGAGGUUGAUAAAAUGUUUGUGAACCUGAUACAGUUAUAAUAACCGAGGAAAAAUACACCAAUAUCAGGAUCCGAGAAAUCUCGACCUUUACAUUAUUAAUAACUAAUGUUUUGUAGGAAGAUAUAUAAUUCGACUUACUUUUAGAUGGAAAAAACACCGUUUUUACGAGUUCGCGUUUAUUACACAUAAUUCUAAUUAUUCGUCAAUAAUUCUAACUAUUCAACUUCAAUUAUUUUGUAACAGGAAUAUUAAGAAAAGUUAUCAUUUUAUAAAACAGUUAAACAAUCCUGCAAUAUUGUCUUCAAUCCGUUUAAUAUACUAAAUAAUAAUGAUAUAUGUAAGCCUAUAUGUUUGUAAUAUGAACUUGUUCAGACUUUUGUUUGUAUUUUACUCGCCAACACUACCUAUAUAUGAUACGUGAGACAGGUGCAAGAUUAUACUUUGUAUGUUUUGAAAAGAAUGUGAGAGAGAAAGGUUGAUGAGAGUGUUUUGAAAGAUGGAAUUUUGAAUUCUUUAUUGUACAUGUAUGUAAAAAUAAAAACAAGUUGAAACAAA